AUGUCUGCUUUCGAUCCACAAGCUACCAUGCUGCCCACGUCAGCGUCCAAUGUCCUUGGGCCAGCUGGUCCAAAUGCAUACUUUGAACCAUACAACGGCGCAACUAGUGUCUCCAAUCAGAUGUUCCAAGCAGGUGAUCACCAAGCGGUCCAUGCUCAGGCCCACGGCGUCGGUGGGUUUCCAACUUGGAGCCCACCUUUAUAUUCCACGCAAUCAUAUAUUCCACUCGAAGGGCCUCUCCUCACAAUGGCAUCUGGGCAACAAAACAAUACGGUUCCCUCGUCCUCCUUGGAUCCCGCUACUCGCACCUCGUUGCCAGCUCCACAACAUCAGCAUGACCCGACGGCUUUCAAUACCGUCAAAUAUCCCAACUCCCUCAUCCGCAUCGCAUCCUGUGGGCAGCACGGCUCAACCACCUCAACGGGUCAGGCCAGCACAACAUCCACCUCUUCUGAAGCGGUUCCCAAUGCGCUUAACACUUCUCCGGAAUCAAGCACUGUCGCGCAGUACCUCGCCGAUUUACAAAGGUCUGCGGACUCUCUCAUUCCCGUACGGCCGGAUGUCACUCGAAACAAGAAUAAGUUCGCACCAAAUAAGCGCAAUCCCGAGAAGUUCUGGACCAACUUCUUUUCCAGCGACAAUUCCCGUAAAAUUGCGCACGUGGUGACCAGGCCUGAGGUCAAGCAAGCUGCAAAGGAUCUCAUCAUGCACCGUCUGGCAACAAAAACGUGUUUUGACCUGGACAAAGACCAAGCGCUGGUGUGGGAGGAGUUCGUGGACUUCUUCAACCAAUGCGAGCAGAAUUUCGAGUUAAUUCCUCUUAAUGCCCGGAAGGAGCUUGUCGCAGCAAGCUUUACGUCAAUUAUUGGAGAUGCGUAUGCUGCUUUCAAGUUCCCUGCAUUGUCAGUUGUGGUUAUUCCUGGUGACCCUAACAAUGCACCCGAAGCAAGGAUAUUCAACAUUGCGCCUCCAGAGAACAAACUAUCCCCUUUAGCAUGGCUUGCACAUGAGCGCCCCAACGUCGCUGCAGGGUUUCGGGCAGGAAUGCAAGCCUAUGCGCACUACUUCUUUGACAGUAUAGCCCCUGAUCACUCGACCACUCUGGCCUUGCCAACCGCACAAGCCGAGACAACCUCUGAGUCGACCGCAGACCAAAGCGACAAUCAGAACAAGAAUAAACGUCGGCUAAAGUCACCAGAUAUAUACAAAGUUCCACUUCUGGGCGAGCGUGAUGGAAUACGGCUCUGGGCACUUGAUGAUAAUGUGUCUAUGCAUGACGGUCGUAGUGUCCUAUCUGCUGCAAUUCGGGACCGCUACUUGCGUGCAGGACAUGAUGAAUCGAAAUGGGGUUGGAAGUAUAUCAUGGCAAAUAUGGACAAUCUGUGCUAUCCAGAUGUCAUACCCGUCGUAACGGCAGAAAAUAAGCCCACCACCCGAGCUACGCUUCCUGGCGAUGUCAACUGGAACAAAGAUCACCUCAAUGCGUGGAUUGGACUCAUACAGUCUCAUCAAAAAGGGACAAUCAGCUGGGCAAGGGGCAUGCUUUUCAAACCUACUCCGAAGGCAAAGGCAAUUGCUGCGUUCUCUCCAGAGUUGCUCCCUUCAGAGGACUCAAGAACCGUCACAAAUGCCAGGCUAGUGCUCACUAACAGUCCAGAUGAGAACGAUUCGGUCCCUGCCUUUGGUGGUACCCAAAACGUCAACAUUGGGCAGUUAGGGCCAAUAAUGCUCAACGCACUCACUGGCACCACACCAGCAACCACGCCCGCAGCUGCAAACGUCAUGGUUGACAAGCCCAGGACCGAGGUACCUUAUGAGCAGCUCACCCCCGCCCAAAAACGCAAAAGAACACGUGCACUCAAUCUUGCAAAACAAGCGGCUCAGACCGAGGCUACAAACCCUCGGGUGGCUAAGAGCAGUUUGAACAUUGAAGCAGCGCAGAAUGAUGGCAUUGGCAAACGCAAAGUCGCAUGUUUGGAAAUGUUUGAGAUUGCCCAAUUUGGCCACAGAUGA
Messenger RNA from Serendipita indica DSM 11827, 2013 nucleotides. The record is from the annotation of a GenBank genome assembly. NCBI's taxonomy places the organism in Eukaryota, Fungi, Basidiomycota, Agaricomycetes, Sebacinales, Serendipitaceae.